Daktulosphaira vitifoliae (grape phylloxera) is the source of this 1866-nucleotide messenger RNA. Its product is annotated as CCA tRNA nucleotidyltransferase 1, mitochondrial. The coding region runs from base 426 to 1787 and encodes 453 amino acids. Gene Ontology annotation, biological process: RNA processing. The transcript has a single exon. Gene Ontology annotation, molecular function: nucleotidyltransferase activity; RNA binding. NCBI's taxonomy places the organism in Eukaryota, Metazoa, Arthropoda, Insecta, Hemiptera, Phylloxeridae. The record is from RefSeq and is a predicted model, not a curated record.
UAUUCGUAUAACCUUAAAUUCGGCAAAACACAACCAUUUGGGAACAUCUGAAAUGUUUUCUACUCGAUAAUUAAAAAUAUCGGAACUGUACGUGGGGAGGUUGGACUACGGAAACCUUAUCUUCUAAGACCUUACCGCAUUCUAAGGAAUUAUUAUCUUUGAAUGAACACUAAUUUUUAUAUGUACAUAAUCCUAUUUUGUUUAAAAGUUGUCCUAAAGUAUUCCUAUCAUAGAUCAAAACUACAAUUCCAAGAAAAUGAAGAUAUUUUAAUUUUUUAAAAGCUUCAUUUGUAAAUAAUUUCAAAAUUGUACUAAGGACUGUUAUGUUAUCAUGGAACAAAAGCUAUUGGACUUCGAUUGGAAAUUAAAGGUAAAUGGGAUUAUAAUUUUUCUUGGGAGUAAUUAUUAUUGUAAAUUGUUAUAAAAUGCAAUUAUUAUCGUCACGUUCUGUUGUAGUAUUCUCAAAAUUAGCCGUACAUUCCUAUAAUUUUACUUUAAAAAAUACUAUUUUCAAAGGAGUUCCUGCAUUCAGACCAAAACCUAAAAUCAUGAAAUUGGAAAAGUCACAAUUUGGAUUUAUUUUUUCGCUUGAGCUUACUCAAUUAUUAAAAGUUUUUGAUAAGUAUAAGUUUGAAAUUAGGCUGUGUGGCGGGGCAGUUCGAGAUAUUCUUCUUGGGAAAACUCCAACAGAUUUAGAUUUUGCUACUGUUGCUACUCCUUAUGAGAUGGUAGAAAUGUUAGAAAAAGAAGAAAUAAGACUUAUCAAUAAGGGUGGAUUAAAACAUGGUACGGUUACAUCCCAUAUUAAUGGUCUUAACUUUGAAGUAACUACUCUUAGAAUAGAUGUUAUAACUGAUGGUAGGCAUGCUGAUGUUAAAUUUACUAAAGAUUGGUUAUUAGAUGCUGAACGUAGAGAUCUAACUGUCAAUUCUAUGUUUUUGGGAAUGGAUGGAACCCUCUAUGAUUAUUUUAAUGGAUAUGAAGAUUUGCAAAAACGUCAUAUUAGAUUUGUUGGCGAUUGUAGAAAAAGAAUAUCAGAAGAUUAUCUAAGAAUUUUACGGUAUUUUAGAUUUUAUGGUCGAUUAGCUGACACACCUAAUAAUCAUGAUAAAGAUAUCCUUGAUGCUAUUAAAGAACAAGGUGAUGGGUUAAAACAAAUUUCUGGAGAGCGUAUUUGGUCUGAACUUAGUAAAAUAUUAGAAGGAAAUUAUGGACCUGAACUUAUGAAAACUAUAUUAAAUCUAGGCCUUGGACCUCAUAUAGGUUUACCUAAUUAUGUUGAUAUAGAUGAGUUUUCUAAAGUAACAAGUAAAACAAAACACUUAAAAUUACUUCCCAUUACUAUGUUAUCUGCUCUUUUGAAAGAUGCUCAAGAAAUGUUAACAUUGAACAAUAGAUUAAAGUUCCGGGUGUUUGAUAGAGAAUUAGGAUUGUUUUUAAUAGAGUGUAGAAAUGAUAAAUGGUCACCUGAAACUAUUAAGAAGUACAAAAUAAAAAUGAUACAGAAUGUUAGCAAACAAAAUGUAAUGAAAGAAUACGUUGAACAGAUGCUAAAAUAUUCCAAUGAGACAUCUAUCUUAAAAGAAUUUGAAAAAUGGAUUCCUCCCAAAUUCCCUAUUUCGGGUAAUAUGAUUCGGAACAAAGGUAUCAAAGAUGGAAGAACUAUUGGACGUAUUAUUCACAAGCUUAUUGAAUAUUGGGCAGAUGACGAUUUCAUGACAAGUGUUGAUGAAUUGUUGAAUUUAGUACCCAAAGCUGAAAAUGAAUCAAGUGGUUGUAAAAAUUAAUACAUAAAAUGUCUUUUCUUUCAUUUCUGUUAUAUACAUUGAAAUAUUUUUAGAAAUAUAAUGAUUAUUAUGACAUGAA